Penicillium angulare is the source of this 879-nucleotide messenger RNA. Its product is annotated as PaaI family thioesterase. The coding region runs from base 1 to 879 and encodes 292 amino acids. The record is from RefSeq and is a predicted model, not a curated record. The transcript has 2 exons. Lineage: Eukaryota; Fungi; Ascomycota; Eurotiomycetes; Eurotiales; Aspergillaceae.
AUGGCCGCUCUCCCAGUCGCAACAAGAUGGUUGCUGCGUCCAUCGGUAGCAUCUUUCGGCAAGACCCUCUUAUCAACAGGGCAAGUCGCCUGUCUACACCAACAGGGACCCUCACGGUCAGCCGUAGUGCACGAGCAAGCACUCCCCCAAACUGAGCACCAAGUGUCUAUUCCACAAGCAGAGAAGCUUAAGAGCUCACAACCUGGAACCUCAAACAACGUUGAUACCCUCAUCUCCCAAAUUCCUCUCGUCCAAACACUCCGACAAUCCCACAAGUCCUACAAAGAAUCCCGUCCACACCUCGCUAUUCCACCAGCAAUCCGCCAACACCAUUUCGUCGGCGGUAGUCUAGCAGGCCCGGGAAAACUAGCAUUAGCACCAUACAUGUGGACCACGUCACGGAAAGCCGAAACAAGUGAAUCAUCGAAGUCGGAAUCAAGAAGCAAAACCGAGACUAGUAGCGUUGUAUCCGUUUUCCACAUAGGUCGCGACCUGUGCGGACAUCCAGGCUUUGUGCAUGGUGGUCUUCUAUCUGUUUUAUUCGACGAGGUGUUUGCGCGAUGUGUGUCGGCUGCGUUCUCCAGUGGGCUUGGUAUGACUGCGAACCUGAAUGUUGAUUUCCGGAAGCCUGCACUCCCGGAUCGGAUGUAUGUGCUCCGCGCUGAGACGACGAAGGUCGAGGGACGGAAGGCUUGGGUGGAAGGGAAGAUGAUUUGUCUUCCGUUAGCUUUGCCUUUGUCUCAUGGAGUUUCUGGCUUGGCGGCAGAUACUGGCUUGCUGUCGGAGGAGAGUGAGGGGGCCGUUAUGGUUGCCGAAGCGAGAGCUUUGUUUAUUGAGCCUAAGUUCGCGGAUUCGAUGGUUUCUGUUUAUCGUACCUGA